AUGUCUGGAGUUGGCGCCAGCGGCUCCAAAGUCUUGAUCUCGAGAGCCACUCCCAUAUUGGUUAUCACCUGGUGGCGGAGCAACCCGUCCGCCAUCUUCGAUGAGCCGGUUCCUCUCGCUGGCGUCCUAGUGUUAUAUCCGAAGCCUUCUGGACUCGUUGGUUCGGUACACGCUCGGGUGUCGAAGUCGAAACACGGCUGGGUACACCAGCUCAUUGCAGAUGUCAGCUCGGAAAAGGAGUAUCCCGUUGGUGGUCUUGCCUGGUACCCGGAGCUCGUCCAAAGGGAGCGCGGCCUCCGCAUCGCGCAUGCGCGGUUGCUGCAGGCCGUGGGCAUGAUGCAUCUCCUGACCAUUCCCACGUCGCCCGCGGCCCACAUGGCUCCGCCUGACUUCAGCAGCGUGCCUACUUUACCACCGAGGCCGGCCAGCACGACAGGGCUUGCACCGCUUCCACUUGGGCAGUGA
Neoarthrinium moseri is the source of this 465-nucleotide messenger RNA. RefSeq lists its product as uncharacterized. The record is from RefSeq and is a predicted model, not a curated record. The transcript is spliced from 2 exons. NCBI's taxonomy places the organism in Eukaryota, Fungi, Ascomycota, Sordariomycetes, Amphisphaeriales, Apiosporaceae. The coding region runs from base 1 to 465 and encodes 154 amino acids.